CCUUGAUUCAAGGAUCAUUGGCAAUUGAACUUGAACCCCAUGUCUCAGUCUAUGAUCCAUUCUUUUAUUCUUCCAAUUCCAUUAUCAUUUCCUUAAAAUCUCACACCUUUAUAAUUCCACCACCAAUAACAAAACCCAUAAAAGAGGGAAAAAAAACCCGACAUUUUCCAUCGCUAACUUCUCAAAGAUCUAAACUUUAACAUUAAAAUAACAAAACCCAAAAAAAUCCAAUCCAUUAUCAACCAUCUGCUUCUCAAAAAUCUAAACUUUUUUCCAUUUCAUAUAUGGGAAAAUCAAUUCUCUCUGCGGUUAGGUUCCACGAGUUGUGUCGCAUCGUUUCAUCAUCUGCGAAUGGGAAUGCGAAGAGGACGGCGACAGCACAGAAGCAACAACCACAAAGGAUGCAAACAAAGACGGUUGCUGUCCCUUCUCUAAAACAUGGUAAGAUGGGAACAUCGGAGGAACAAUGUCGGAUGCCACUGUCCCGUGUGGUCGCAGAUUGUACCAAUCGGUGGUUCCAUGAUACCCUUAAGGAGGCAAAGGCUGGUGACACCUCUAUGCAGCUCCUUGUUGCUCAGAUGUAUUUCAGUGGAUAUGGGGUCCCCAAGGAUCCUCAAAAGGGAAAUGUUUGGAUCGAUAAAGCAGCUAGAAGUCGGAAUUCAGUUUGGAAAGCAUGUGAUAAGCAUAUAGGUUACAGAACUAGUGAUUCAGAUUCAUAUGGACUGGAGAACGAUGCUAAGUAAUCUCCAUAGUUCACUACCACAGGGGUAAGGGGUAAUGAUAAGACUUUAAUGCUCCAUUACCAGAUUCAAUUUCAAUUUUGUAAUUUCAUUUUUGUAAUAUGUAACAUGUACUAUAUGAUAGUUUAUACAUAUUUAUUAUAGCAUCAAAAUAACAAGGUUCUACUUCAAUUAUCUCUCUUGUGUCUAUAUGUAGUAAGCACAUGUACUGCUCAUUUUCAAGGAGUUAGAGA
This is a messenger RNA of Arachis stenosperma, 973 nucleotides long. RefSeq lists its product as uncharacterized. The record is from RefSeq and is a predicted model, not a curated record. Gene Ontology annotation, molecular function: protein binding. The transcript is spliced from 3 exons. The coding region runs from base 285 to 743 and encodes 152 amino acids. Lineage: Eukaryota; Viridiplantae; Streptophyta; Magnoliopsida; Fabales; Fabaceae.